Molecule: messenger RNA, 1475 nt
Organism: Paramecium sonneborni
Lineage: Eukaryota; Ciliophora; Oligohymenophorea; Peniculida; Parameciidae
Source: the annotation of a GenBank genome assembly
UAAGUGAAUUCGUUGAUGUAAUAUCAAUAAUACAGCAUGGCUGAAACGAUUAGACAUAGAGAUUCAGUAUUUAAUGAUGGUCAAAGUCUCUGGUGUUAUAAUUUAUAGAAUCAUUUUAAGUAAAAAAACUAAAGAACAUUUUUUGUAAAAACAUUAAAUAAAUCAAAAACAAAAGACUUAUAAUUAGGAGAUUCCCAUAUUUAAUAUUCUAAACAUGUAUAAAUAUAAAUAAAUAAUAGAAAUACAUUAGUCUGGUGAAUUCCUUUUUGAAAAUAUUAUUUAAACAAAAUGAGAUUGUAGGAUUUAUAUUAGAAAAGAAUGAUAAUGUAGUUGAAAUAUAUGGAGAUACUCGGGAGUGGAUUGAUUCCUUUAAACAUUUAACUAUAUAAUUAGAUUUUACAUCAAAUUAUAAAAUUGUUAAGAAAAUAGGAUAAGGAAUAGCAGCUUAAGUGUAUUAAGCUACUAAUAAAAUUAAUAAACUAAAUUUUGCAGCCAAAAUAUUCGAAAAAAAGAGAAUAGUAUUAGAAGAAACAGAAAUAAUUGCAAUAAAUAAAGAAUUGUAAUAUUUAAGAUUAUUAUAACAUCCAAAUAUUAUUAAACUUUAUGAAGUAUUCGAAAAUAAAUAACAUAUUAUAUUCAUAACAGAUUUAUUUGAAGGAGGGGAACUCCAUCAUUCUCUAAGUAGAUAUGGUUUAGAAGAGAAUCAAGUAGCAGAAGUGAUUAAACCAAUCAUUACUGCAAUUAGUUUCAUGCAUUCUAAAGGGAUAUUUCAUAGAGAUUUAAAACCAUAAAAUAUUAUGUUAAAAGAAAUAGAUGCAUUUGAUACUAUAUCUUUGAUUGAUUUAGGAUUAGCAGAUAAAUUUACUAAAGAAGGAAAAUAUUUGUACAAUCGAUGUGGAACACCUGGAUAUGUUGCACCUGAAGUUUUAUAAGAUAAAAAAUAUGAUCUUAAAGUAGAUGUUUAUAGUAUUGGAAUUAUAACAUAUCUUGCUUUAACAGGAAAGGAACCUUUUGCUUCUAAUAAUUAUGAUGAAUUAGUAUAAAAAAAUUAUGAUGGCAGAAUUAGUUUAAUUAAUUUAAGUGUUUCAGAAAAUUGUAUUGAUUUUUUAAAAAGAACUCUCUGUAAAGAUAAUAAAUUGAGAUUAAGUUCUGCAGAUGCAUUAGAACAUCCAUUUAUUACUUUUGGUAAAGGAAAUCAUAUAUUUUAAACAAAUAAAGGGGCAACUACAUAAAGAAUGAGUAUGACUUCUUUAAGAUGUAGUACAGAUGCCUCAUCUGAAAAUGGUUCGAUACCCAAAACUUUUAGAGGUAAAGUUCAAUAAUAUAUGAAUACAAUUUAAACUCUCAAAUCUGAUAUCAAUCAAGAAGUUAAAAAAGAAAAAGAAGAGAAUCUGAAAAAAAGGAAGGAAUUCUGUAUUAGAAAAUCUUAAUUACUCAAAAUCAAAUAAAUUUACAAUAAGCCUGAUUUUGAAUGA